AUGCUUGUCACAGCAUUUCCUGAAAGAUUAGAUUUGCGAGUUGAAAAGACCAGAGGCCUUCAAAAAUUAUCAUGAAUGCCGCGAACUGUUGUGAUAUUGGUGUUCGAGAAUCGAUCGAUGCAACACAUCCAACCACAAGUACUUUCCGACCAAAUAGAGCUCGAUUAGUAAUUAUUCAGAAAUGCCGACAGCUAUCAGACGAAAUAUAUUUUGGUCAGUCAAGGAGAAUCCAACUGCAUCCCUGUGUAAUCCAGGUCCCCUUUCUUGCUCUGGUGGUGCAGUUUGUUGUUGCAGUGAUAGACAUAGAUACUGAGGAAAUCUGGGACUGCCAUGCUUCGCCACAUUUUAAGGAUCUGUAUCUCACUCGAGAUGGAGGCUUCAAAAUUGUGCCGAAAGUGGUGCCUUACGCUUGGAUGCUCGCAACCAACACUGAUUGCAGAAAUAAACAGCUUCCCUCAUACGCCGGCAACUUAGUGUUUGUGUUACCGGUGAAAAAUGAAACACCCAUCACUUACACGAUUAGGAUUACACUUUACCAGAAGAUAACAGAGUAUGAAGAAUUGGCCGGGUUCCCUCCCUUUUUUCAGAUGAUAUGUUUCAUCUAUUCGUUUGAAUCAUUUCAUGGCCAGUGCCUUGAAGUUGCUUGCGUGAGUGAAGAGACCGCUGUCAACAAGUACAACAAAGCAGCGUUGAUACAAGCCAAAUCAGCUGCCAUUGGAAUAACAUCAGAAGAAGAUCGAGAAAUCGAAGAAAUUUUCGAGGAUGUUAAGAUAAUCUGGGCACAACAGGAGCAGAACGAUAGCAUGCGCUGCAUCAAUAGGAUGAGCAUCAGGAUGAUCUACCACUAUUUAAGUUCCUCCCGCCAAAAGUUCCCAGAUCCAAGAAAGGAUGUUUCCGCUGUAAAUAUUGCUAAAGCAGACCGUAUAAUCAAGGAAGUUGAAAACAGGUUGCUUCCUCAGUGUAAAAAAAGAUUCAAGGCAACUUUCCUUAUUGCAAAGGCAGAUUCCUCCAUUCGCAAGGCGCUGCAACGGGAUACAGAAUUUACAGAACAAGAAAGAGUUGCAUACUUAAGAGAAGCUGAGAACGUUCUCAAUCAAGCAGAACAAAUAUCCAGAGAUCUUAAAAUGCAAAACGAAAUACAGGGAAUAAAUGACAGAAGGCAUAACAUCCAAAUUCUUCUUCACCGAGGCUUCUGGCUCCAACCAAGACCGGGCCAAGUGCAGCCGCAACGAAGGCCUGAAGAGAGGAACACAGAUGAUAUUGAUGAUCUACUGGAUAAUUUGCUUCUAGAAGAGGGAGGAGGCAACAGACGAUGAGGAAAUCGAUCUGCUGGGUAAAAGAUGAAAAAUAAAAAGAAGGAUAUUUUGAAGUUUGAAUCAUUGCUGUUUACUAUUCAGUUGUAUGCAGCCAUGAUACAUGAAUAGCGACUUCUUCUAAGUUGGUUGUGGAAUUCUGGAUUAGAACAAAUUUUAUAAAGCUGCUAUAGAAUAAUCUUGGUUAGAAACCAGGCAACCUCUUCUACCUACCCACUGGAAGAGAUGAGAUACUGGAUAGAUACAAGAAAAUGGCCGUAGCCUCUAGGUUUGAGUUAAAGCUCCACAGAAGAGUUCUUCUUGUAAUUUAUUGCACAAAUAUCCGAAAAGGGACAUCCAUCGGUCUUAGUAUUUACUUAUCAGGGGCUACGUCGUGUUAAACAGCCAAAUAAAUGCGUAGUAUGUAUUAGCAAUGAAAAAUCGCCAAGAGCUUGUGAAGUAUAUAAUAUGAGUUUUCUAAAACUCGCUUAAGGUUAAGCUAAAACCUGCCUGUUCUUGGAAAAAAAAGGCGAUAUUUAUUAUUCUUAGCUCAUUUCUGAAAAAAAAUUCUCAUAACACCACAAUGCGGUUGCAAUGUAUUAAUAUAUUUCUUGUUGUUAUAGAUAAUAUUUGUAAAAGAAGUUUCUGAAAUGUUUGGUCGUGCUGACUUCAUACCAUCGAGCUUUCUGGAACAUUUUAUUAGGCCACGCAAUUAUAAGGUAACACUACCAAAAUAUUUAUAUUAAGCUUCCGGAUUGUUCUAAAUUUCUUUGUAAAGCUAUACCGAGAAAGAGUUAUUAAAAAAGAUUGCUCAUUUCAAGAAACUUUGGAGACAACUGUGAGUUGGUGUCAAUGGUGAGCUAAGAUACAAUUUGAAG
Messenger RNA from Pocillopora verrucosa, 2170 nucleotides. NCBI's taxonomy places the organism in Eukaryota, Metazoa, Cnidaria, Anthozoa, Scleractinia, Pocilloporidae. The record is from RefSeq and is a predicted model, not a curated record.